UUUGGAUUUCUUAAUCAAGUAAAUUUUGUUUCCCUCUCUUUGUUUUUCUUUUUUCUAGAAUCCUUCUUUUCUUAUUUCGUAUAGUUAACGAUGCUCCCCGCUCUCAUUUUGCAUCUCGAAAUCCCUCUUCUACUCGCGUGAUCCUUCUGCAGAUCGAACCAUGGCUUUUCUCUUUGUACAAAUCGGAACCUCGUUUGACUUAUGCUCUCUGCAAAUCUUCAUUUCUCUUCCAAUUGCAGACAAUCGCAGCUUCCAAUCAGAAUCGAUCGGGUGUGCCCUAGCUUCCAAUUUCUCCCAUGUUUUCUCUGUUCGAGACAUCUACCAAAAAUACUGAGAUAGACAGGGUGAAUCUUGAGAUCCAACAAGUUGAGCUGGAGUAUGAUCUUAAUCGGGCUGCUAAAUCAAAGUAUGGCAGUCUAAACUCCUUGCAUCGACAACUUGAAAGUGUUGAGAAGGAAUAAAUGAGUAUAUGAAUUCAACGAAGUCUAUGCUUAGAGAGGAAGUUUCAGGAAAUGAUAUUGCUAAAAUUGUAAGCAAGUGGACUGGUGUCCCUGUUUCAAAGCUUCAACAAUCAAAGAGGGAGGAAGUUAUUGUAUUUGGAGGAAGUGCUUCAUAAGUGUCUACAACGAUGCUGACAUUUAUCUCCUCGAUGACCCUUUCAGUGCAGUUGAUACUCACACUGCUUCUAUCCUUUUCAAAGUUAGAAGCUCUCACACUAUUAGAUUCUUAACUUUAAUGGAACUGUUAAUGCCACUUCAGUGAAUCAAACCACUUUUAUGUAUAUGCUUGCAGGACUGUGUAAUGACAGCUCUAAGAGGGAAAACAGUCAUUCUUGUGACACAUCAAGUGGAGUUUUUAUCAGAAGUUGAUACAAUCCUGGUAAUGGAAGGUGGAAAAGUUACUCAAUCGGGAAAUUAUGAGAAUCUCUUAACAGCUGGGACUACAUUUGAACAACUUGUGAGUGCUCACAAGGAAGCAAUUAUAGAGGUGGAUCAGAAUAAUGAGAACAAAACUUACAGAGAAGAAGAGUCUGAGAAUGUUUAUCGCACUAAAAAUCACAAUGAGGGGGAGAUUUCAACAGAGGGUCGACUUGGGAUACAACUUACACAAGAAGAAGAAAAAGAGAUUGGUGAUGUUGGCUUGAAGACAUUCUGGGAUUAUAUUUCCAUUUCCAGAGGUUCAUUGAUGUUGUUUGGGAUAAUGUUGGCACAAUUUGCUUUUGUUGCUUUGCAGACUGCAUCAACGGUUUGGCUUGCUUUAGCCAUUGAAAUUCCAAAAAUAAAUAGUGUCACUUUGAUUCAGUUGUACUCAUUAAUUUCAUUUGCUAGUGCUGGGUUUAUAUAUAUAAGGGCUCUCUUGACGUCUUACCUCGGAUUAAAAGCUUCUAAAGCUUUCUUCACAAUUUUCAAUUCUGUUAUCUUCAAUGCUCCUAUGUUGUUCUUUGACUCAACCCCUGUAGGAAGGAUUUUAAUGAGAGCCUCGUCAGAUUUAAGUAAUUUGGACUUUGAUAUACCUUAUUCGAUUACCUUUGUAGCAUGUGUAGCAGUUGAUGGUGACAAUUUGUAUAAUUGUUUUAGUAACUUGGCCAGUUGUCAUUGUUGCCAUUGCUGCUCUAGUUGCAUCCAAAUAUGUUCAGGUUUACCCACUUUCAAUUUUUUGUACUUUUCUAUUUCUUAUCCCUGCUUAACUCAAAAAGCUAUUUUUUUAAAUCUUUGCUCCGCUUAAAAAAGGUAUAUUAUCAAGCAUUGUCUAGGGAAUUAAUGAGGAUCAAUGGAAUCACAAAAGCUCUUGUGAUGAAUUUUGCAACUGAGAUAUCUCUUUGUGUGGUUACUGUAAGAGCAUUCAAUAUGGUAGAAAGUUUCUUUAAGAAUUACUUAAAGCUUGUGGACAUCGCACCACUAUUUUUUCAUUCUAAUGUGACCAUGGAAUGGUUACUUUUAAGGAUUGAAGCACUUCAAAAUUUGACAGCCAUCACUGCAGCUUUGCUACUUGUUCUAUUUCCUCAAGGAUACGUGUCCUCGGGUAAUAUUCCUUGAGAGGUCAAUUACCAAGAUAAGACUUUAUGCAUGUUAGUAAUAUUCCUCGGGUAUUAUUUCUUCCUGUAAACCUGAU
Molecule: messenger RNA, 2112 nt
Organism: Vigna unguiculata (cowpea)
Lineage: Eukaryota; Viridiplantae; Streptophyta; Magnoliopsida; Fabales; Fabaceae
Product: ABC transporter C family member 8-like
Biological process (GO): transmembrane transport
Cellular component (GO): membrane
Molecular function (GO): ABC-type transporter activity; ATP binding
Source: RefSeq, a predicted model, not a curated record